GACAGUUUCUUUGCCCUUUCCAUUCCCUCCUCUCUUUCCCUCCUUUUCCUUUCCCUUGCCUUUUCCCUUACAUCCAUGGAAAACAAGGAUAGCUAUCUAGAAACAAGCAAAGCUGAAAGAUCAAUGUGGUUAAUGAAGUGCCCUGCAUUGGUUUCACGCUCUUUCAAGAACCCCAGGCCCUCUUCCAUUCCCACUUCUUCUUCUCCUCCUACGCCUCAAGCUGUUGCCAAAGUUAUUCUUUCCAUUGACCCUCGUGUUUCCAAUGAUGAUAACGACUCUUCUUCUCCUCAGUUUACCAUGGAAUUGGUUGGCGCAGAAAUUGGAGAUGUACCCAAGCGUUAUUCCAUGGACAUGUCAAAAGACCUUGUUCCAAUGUCUGUGUUUUCUGAGUCAUCCCAAGGAAAGCUUUCUGUUGAGGGAAAAAUACUAAACAAGUUUGACAUGAGACCUCAUGAUGAAAACAUUGAGAACUAUGGGAAACUCUGCCGUGAAAGGACUAAUAAAUAUAUGACCAAAUCGAGACAGAUACAGGUCAUUGAUAAUGAUAACGGGACUCACAUGAGGCCUAUGCCAGGGAUGAUGAUUGCUACUGUAUUCAAUGAAAAGAAGAAGACACCUACCAAGACAUCAGAGACGAAACGAACACGGAGGGAUCGUGGAGAGAUGGAAGAUAUUAUGUUUAAGCUCUUUGAAAGGCGACCGAAUUGGACUUUAAGACAACUGAUUCAAGAGACAGACCAACCUGAACAAUUCCUGAAAGAUAUACUUAAAGACCUCUGCAUCUACAACAACAAGGGAACUAAUCAAGGAUCAUAUGAGCUGAAGCCAGAAUACAAGAAAGCAAGCGACGAUAGUAACCCUUAAAAUUGAGUAUUUUUCUCCAAUUCUUCAAUGCCAGUGAAGAGUCAAGAAGUAACCACAGAGCAUUUGAUUCUCCUUUUUAGUACAUGGUUCCCACAGAGCAAAGUAAAUGAUGCCAUUCUUUGUCAUUUCCCCAACUUGGCUCAAGCAUUUUAGAGUCCUAUUUGCAGUUUGGAAUUUUAUCUUUUCAUCAUGAGAUAGAUCAUUGAUUUGUUCUAUGCUUUGAUGUAAAUAUGUGAAAAUUUUUAACUCUGUUUUGUCCUUUUGAUGGAAUGCUAAACAUUUUUCAGAUGAUUGAGGAUAA
This is a messenger RNA of Theobroma umbraticum, 1165 nucleotides long. Its product is annotated as Transcription initiation factor IIF, beta subunit. Gene Ontology annotation, cellular component: transcription factor TFIIF complex. The record is from RefSeq and is a predicted model, not a curated record. Gene Ontology annotation, biological process: transcription by RNA polymerase II; transcription initiation at RNA polymerase II promoter. Lineage: Eukaryota; Viridiplantae; Streptophyta; Magnoliopsida; Malvales; Malvaceae.